AUGUCUGAAGAGUUCAACUUUCAACUGCGCUCUGGUGAGCAGCUGCCAAUUCUCUCAGAUACACGCACUAUGAUGGCAGAACGUCAUCAGAGUGCCCCAAUACCUUCCAUGAUCCGCCCAGAAAGUCUGGCGCCAGCCUCGCGACCCCAUAGCAUUAUGAGCACAGGGUCUGCAGGAAGCCGCGAUCGUCAUACUCUGGUUGCGAAAUAUCUUCAAAGACGAUGCAGUGCUGCAAAAUGGCUUCAACCUAUCGAGGAGGAGAAUGGCACCAUCAACGAAUCGUCGUGGGUGGGUGUUGCUAUGCGGCUUCCGGAUGGUAGUUACUACACUGAGCCACCAAACGUUGAUAACAACUUUUACACCGUGAUGCAAUAUCUUGGUUGCAAAGUUGCCUUUACAAUGUCUUCAGAUAUCACUGCAGCAUUGAUGGACCAAAUUGGCCCUUUUCAAACAGAAGUCCAAGUACAUCCACGCGGAAUCAGACUUCCAAUUGUCCAAAAUCUCUCAGAACUUGCAUACGGAGGUACUGGAGUAUCAAAGAAGUCGUACUUAUGUGUGUUGAGAGAAGAGAGGCUUGUUCUCAUUUGGAAUGAAUCGGUUGAAAGUAUUAUGACCCACGGUGCAGAUGUUGAAGGUAUUCUCGUUGGUCUGAUCUGGGGAUCUCACAUUGGUACCAUGACAGCUACUUCUCCAUACGCAUCCAUGACUCCACCUAUUGGACAGACGCCAGGUCAAACUCCCGGACGAACCCCAUCGGCCAUCAGUGAGGACCCUGAAUUUAAUGAAAAAAUGAACAUUGUUCAAGCCGCGAUCGAGCGCGAAGAAAACAAAGACACAAUCUUCAAUCCAGAUAUCGAGGCCGCGGCACCACCAGAAAGGCCCUUUCUGUUAUUACAUGCUGGUGUCAUUGGAUUUGCCAUGACUUUGGUGGUAUUCGUAGAGAUGCUUUGUGCGUCGCGAUUAAUAACAGAGUAUCAAUGGGACGGUGGUGUACUUAGGUUUGCACUUGUCGCCGUUAUUCCAUUCUUCGUUUCCUUCUCUCUGUUUUUCAUGGUUGUCAUUGCGGGAAGCCUAUUCCAAUUAUUUGGACCGUUGACAUAUGUUCGGAAGAAUUCUCAGUUCUAUUCGGCCAAGCCGCCCAAGAGGGGCCGUUACCCCGACUUAGAGCUGCCACACAUCACCAUUCAGAUGCCAGUAUAUAAAGAAGGAUUAAAAGGUGUUAUUAUUCCCACUGUCACCAGUAUACUGGCUGCUAUUCGUUACUAUGAAGCACAAGGAGGCUCUGCUUCAAUCUACGUCAAUGAGGAUGGAAUGCAAGCUGUAGAUCCCGAGCUGUGUGAAGCUCGAAAGACAUUUUAUGAGUUGAACAAUAUCGGCUACUGCUCGCGCCCAAAGCAUACCCACAGCAAAAAGAAAUGGUAUCAGGGAAAGAAGGUACAAGAUAACCCCGAAGGAUUCCAGCGAAAGGGCCAAUUCAAAAAAGCAUCGAACAUGAACUACUGUCUCAGUUUCUCUAUUCGAGUUGAAGACGAGUUACUGAGACUGAUUGCUGCAAAAACUGCAGCGGAAGAUAGACCCCAAGGCGAUAUCACUCCAGAUGAGGAAGAUGUGCUUUACAAGCAGGCACUAGCGACUUGUCUCGAGCAAGAUGAAGGACGGACUAUGGCUGGAGGUAAUGUUCGUAUCGGUGAUAUCAUUUUAAUCAUUGACAGCGACACUCGAGUGCCUGAAGACUGCCUUUUGUUAGGCGCAUUGGAAAUGCACGAGAGUCCUCAAGUGGCUAUUCUACAACAUGCCUCCGGGGUCAUGCAAGUUGCUAAUAAUCCUUUCGAAAACGGAAUUACUUACUUCACAAACCUCAUCUACAUGUCUAUUACCUUCGCAGUAGGAAAUGGUGAUUGUGCUCCAUUUGUUGGCCACAAUGCCUUUCUACGAUGGAAAGCUGUACAGAGCGUAGCUUAUGAAGAAGAUGGACAAUUAAAGUUCUGGUCUGAUGAUCACGUCUCCGAGGACUUUGACAUGAGUCUUCGACUUCAAAUGGCCAAAUUUAUCGUGAGACUGGCAACUUACCACGAGGGUGGUUUCAAAGAAGGUGUAUCACUUACUGUUUAUGACGAACUUGCUCGAUGGGAGAAAUACGCAUAUGGAUGUAACGAAUUAGUCUUCAAUCCCAUCUACAAGUGGUGGCGAGGCCCAUUCACGAAAAUUUUUAUGAGAUUCCUUUGGAGUGACAUCAAGCUCACCUCUAAAAUCACUAUUCUAGCUUAUAUCGGAACUUACUACGCAAUUGCCUGUGCCAUUCCACUUACCUUGGCAAACUAUAUCAUGGUCGGCUGGUUCAAUGACUCACUAGAUCAAUUCUACCUCACCUCCUGGAAAAUAUUCGUCGGUAUGGCCGUAAUUUUCAACGUCCUCUCACCCCUCGCCUUCGCCAUGUUACGUCAUCGCCUUGGCGAAAAAGUCUUCGUCUCCUCCAUAGUUGAAACCGCAAAAUGGACUCCCAUGUUUGUUCUCUUCUUUGGUGGCAUAUCCUUCCAUCUUUUGACUGCCAUCUUAUGCCAUUUCUUCAGCAUCAAAAUGGAAUGGACAGCUACCGCCAAAGAAGUCGAAGCUGGUGGCUUUAGAAUUGGUUUAGAUAAAAUCUUUCGUGAUUUCAAGUGGAUGUAUCUAGUGAUGAUUCCAGUUUUGGGGGGAAUGGUGUACUUGGGAGCUUUUGCACCUCGUGGCUUCGAAAUAACGGACUUCACAGCCAUCGUACCCCUUUCAAAUCAAGUGGCAUGCCAUAUUCUACUUCCUUUUGCGCUAGGACUUUUCUAG
Molecule: messenger RNA, 2817 nt
Organism: Botrytis byssoidea
Lineage: Eukaryota; Fungi; Ascomycota; Leotiomycetes; Helotiales; Sclerotiniaceae
Exons: 9
Coding region: 1-2817 (938 amino acids)
Source: RefSeq, a predicted model, not a curated record